AUGAAAUUCGAUCGUAAAGUAUUGUAUUCGGAUUCUACAAUCACACUAGGAUGGCUGACGAAAUCUCCUAACCAGCUGAACACAUACGUUGCUAAUCGAGUGGCACACGUUCAAGAACUUACACCUAGACCAACCUACGAGUACAAGUACGUGCCCACAAGUCACAAUCCUGCGGACCUUGUUUCACGCGGUCUCUAUCCGGAAAACUUGAUUGGAAAUUCCUUCUGGUGGCAUGGACCACAGUUUCUGCAGCAAUGCAACUACGAAGAAGAAACAAUACAGGAGGUGAUUGAUCUUCCGGAAGUGAAGGUUGCUGCGGUGGUGACCACUGAAGAACGUCAGCUAGAGUACGAUCGAAUCUUCAAAAGGUUCAGUUCAUUCCGAAAAUUGCAACGAAUAUUCGCCUAUGUGAUUCGCUUUGUCAACCGAGCUCGUAAACGAUUCCCUAAUACGGCACAAGAAGUACGUCCUACUGUUGCUGAACUACGAUCAUCGCUUCAAGCUAUAGUUUACAUGAUGCAACAACAACGACUACUACAAGAUAUUCAUGAAGUUCGAAAGAAGCAAGGCACAAAUGAAAGAUACAUCGGAAGACUACGAAGCCUCAAUCCAUGGGUCGACAGUAGUGGCAUACUACGGGUUAACGGAAGAAUCAAACACGCGAACGUAUCAUAUGAGCAACGGUGUCCGGCAAUACUACCAGCCGAUCAUCACGUCACGGAAAUACUAAUUCAAGCUACCCAUGAUGAAAAUCUACACGUUGGCCCGAGUGGAACUCUUUCGGUUUUAAGGCAGCGAUACUGGAUACUCAAUGGACGAAGUGUGAUUCGCAAACAACUACGAAAAUGUCUACGCUGCUUGAGAGUCAACCCUCCAGAGACUAAACUUUUCAUGGGAGAUUUACCCCAUUGCAGGGUAACCCAGGCUCUUCCAUUUGAGCGAACGGGCGUUGACUUUGCUGGGCCAAUUUUUGUGCGCAAAGGAAAUCCGCGCAAGCCAGUGUACUGUAAGGCAUAUGUGUCGUUAUUUGUAUGCAUGGUCACCAAAUGCAUUCACAUUGAGCUUGUUUCUAAUUUAACGACGGCUGCAUUCGUAGCAGCUUUGCAACGAUUUGUUGCCCGACGCGGCAUUCCAACAGACAUGUACAGCGAUAAUGCUACAAAUUUCGCAGGGGCAAAUUCGGAGCUUCACGAACUCUACAAUCUACUGAGACAAGAGUUAACCUUGGAGGCCAUUCAAGAGUUUUGCCUGCCCAAGGAGAUUAAUUGGCACUUUAUCCCUCCUCGCUCGCCACACCUGGGUGGAUUAUGGGAGGCUGGCGUAAAAUCGGCUAAAUACCUAAUCAAGCGCACUGCGGGAGAUGCGAAGCUAACCGAAGAAGAAUGGAACACACUCUUGACGCAAAUUGAAGGGAUACUAAAUUCACGACCUCUUGUACCGCAAACAGCAGACCCAGACGACUACAACGUUAUAACACCCGGUCACUUGUUAAUUGGCCGUCCUCUCACAGCUAUUCCCGAGCCGUCGUAUGAUCACCUCAAACCCGGAACAUUGUCUAGGUGGCAACAUAUUCAAAAGAUGCGUGCUGACUUCUGGAGACGAUGGUCCACAGACUAUUUGUCCGAAUUGCAACAGCGCCGCAAAUGGUCCAAACAGCACACCGAGGUCAAAGUUGGUGAUUUGGUGGUACUCAAGGAAGAUAACGUCCCUCCUAUGCAGUGGAAACUUGGCAGAGUGGUGGACACGCACCCAGGUCCAGAUGCAGUAACGCGAGUAGUAACUGUGAAGACGCCAGUAGGGGUUUAUAAGAGAUCAACAGCCAAGAUUGCACUGCUUCCGUUGGACGACAGGGAGAAGGCGGAUACGUAG
This is a messenger RNA of Armigeres subalbatus, 1869 nucleotides long. RefSeq lists its product as uncharacterized. Gene Ontology annotation, molecular function: nucleic acid binding. Bases 1 to 1869 code for a protein of 622 amino acids. NCBI's taxonomy places the organism in Eukaryota, Metazoa, Arthropoda, Insecta, Diptera, Culicidae. Gene Ontology annotation, biological process: DNA integration. The transcript has a single exon. The record is from RefSeq and is a predicted model, not a curated record.